Messenger RNA from Paramecium primaurelia, 861 nucleotides. The record is from the annotation of a GenBank genome assembly. Lineage: Eukaryota; Ciliophora; Oligohymenophorea; Peniculida; Parameciidae.
AUGGAUUCUAUAAUAAAAUAAGAAUAAAUAGAAGAUAAAAGUUGUUUUUCAAUAAGAUAAAUACAGUAUGACAUACUUAAUGAUUAGAUAAUUUCUGAUGUGAAAUAAAUCUGUGGUUACACUUUGAAACAACCACAAUACAUCCUUCAGUAAAUGCACAUAAACUUAUAUUUGUANAUUUGUUAAGAAUUAAUUGAAACUAUUGAAUGUGAUUCUUAAUUAAUUGUUAAUGAAUAUUCAUGUCGUAGUCAAGUUUAAAAUACUAAAUGUAUUUAUGAUAUUGAUAAUUAUUAAUGCACUAGUUUAUUUAAUAUUUGGUCAUUGAAAUGUAAUACUUUAGGUUUAAAUUCAUUGGGUUGUGUAUCAGUUUAACAAGAACCAUGUAUUUUUAAAGAUAAUAAAUGUUAAAUAUUUCGUGAAAUUUAAAGUGUUUGUAUGUUCUUAAGUUAAGUAAAUUCAAAAGUAUGUGCAUCUAUUAUAGAUUAAUAUUGUGCAUAUGAUCCAAUUAAUUAUAAAUGUUAAACAUAAUUAAUCACUUAAGAUUAUUGUAAUAUAGAAGGAAUAAAUAAAAAUUUUUGUAUUAGAAAAGAAAUUUGUAUGUGGAAUCAAGACAAUUUAGAUUGUAAAUGUAAAUCUAUAUAAGAAAUUGAUUCUUGUUAAUAAUCUGAUAUAUCAAAAUGUAGAGCUUAAAAUAAAUGUUAUUUUGAUUUAGAAUAAUAUAGAUGUGUGAAGAAAUAAUGUUAUCAUUUAAAGGAAGAUGAAUGUGAUUAAAUUUUAGAUAAUAAAAUAUGUUAUAGAAGUCUUAAAAAAGGUUGUUAACCAAAUAUUACGGCUCUGAAUUAAAAAAUGAAUUUAUUUUGA